Owenia fusiformis is the source of this 1018-nucleotide messenger RNA. Lineage: Eukaryota; Metazoa; Annelida; Polychaeta; Sabellida; Oweniidae. The record is from the annotation of a GenBank genome assembly.
UUACACAAUACAGCAGCAUUCUACAGACUUCACAAUUGACAAGUCCUAGUGAUGCACCUACGAAUGUAAUUUUAAUUCCACAAAGGAGGUCAUUGACAGUUAUCUUUGACACACUUAGAAGACCAAAUGGGCGAAUAACGACAUAUGAAAGCAAUAUAUACAACUUGGAUGCAGGAACAGAUACAAUUCAAAAUCACACUACAGCGAGAAAGUUAUCAAUUACUGUUGAAACUAUAAUCAUAAGAGACUUAGAACCAUAUACAAACUAUACCAUACGGGUGAGAGCAUACACCAGUGUAGGGAGUGGUCCGUGGAGUGGUCCGGUCUCCGAAUGUACUCUAGAAGCAGCACCCGAAAAUGUAUCCAGUUUUAAUGCUGCUCCAAUUAACUACACUACUGUGCAUUUAACAUGGACCCCUCCUACAAAGCGAAAUGGUAUUAUACGAGAAUAUGUUAUUAAAAAUCCUCCUGCAGCAAAUGUUAGAGUCCCAUCUACCACACAAGAAUAUAUAGUGACCGGAUUAAAUGGUUACACUCACUAUACAUUUGGAAUAGUGGCAGUUACUGUUGAAGUUGGAAAUGAAGCCCGAAUUAGUGUACAAACUCCAGAAGGACCUCCGACAAUUGUGCGCAAUCUUGAAGCGCCGAAAGACGGAAUAACCGCAUGCAGUAUUACCUUGAUUUGGAAAGAACCUGAAAUACCACAUGGUAUUAUAAGGCACUAUAUCAUAAGACAUAUAAGUACACAAACAACAAAGAAUGAAGAAAAAAUCGAAUUAACAACUACCACUAACCUGACCCUAGAAAAUCUCCAUCAUGAUUCUACAUAUGACAUCAAGGUUGCAGCUGUAACUGUUAGUGAGGGGCAGGGUUCAUCAGUUACAGUAACAACUUUAUCAAAACCGCCUCUUUCACCCGUAAGUAAUGUUGGUGCAAUCGUAGGGGGAACGGUAGUUGGCCUGCUGUUUUUCCUGAUAUUGGUCAGUAUCACUGUUGUGCUGCUUAAAAGAAAUAAAAG